AUGUCACACGACACCGUUCACGAUGAGCCCUUGGAGCUGAAGGACUCCCUGCAAAAGGAGGGUGCCGAAAUUGCCAGCGAGGCCGUCAUCGGCGAGAACUUGGAUGUGGUACUUGAUCCAAAGAAGGAGAAGAAGCUGCUCGCCAAGCUGGAUCUCGCCUUUGUCCCUGUCAUCACGCUGACUUACCUCACUUGCUUCCUGGACAGAUCAAACAUUGGAAAUGUCAAGGUGGCCAAUAUGCCCGAAGACAUCGGUGCUUCCCCAAGCCAGUUUGCGACCGCGGUGUCCAUCUUCUAUGUAACAUACGUUAUAUUCGAGGCCCCAUGGGCGGUCUCGAUGAAGAAGUUGACUCCUCGCAACAUUCUGACGGGGCUCUGUAUCGUGUGGUCUCUGACAACUGUCUUUACCGGAUUCAUCGAGUCAGUAGGCGCUCUCUAUGCGACUCGGCUCAUUUUGGGUGCUUGCGAAGCCGGGCUGUUCCCAUGCCUCAAUCUCUACCUGACCAUGGUCUACCGUCGGGAGGAGCAAGCAAAGCGUGUAUCCUAUCUAAUGAGCUGUGCUGCCAUCGCAGGAGCCGUGGGUGGCCUCUUAGCCUACGGCUUACUGCACAUGGACGGCGUUGCAGGCAAAGCGGGAUGGAGAUGGGUAUAUAUCAUUGAAGGUCUCUUCAGUAUCUUCUGCGCUUUUCUGAUCUGGUUCGGUCUACCAAACAACCCGGCUGAGUCCUACUUCCUCACUGAGGAAGAGAAAUGGAUGAUGCGGGUGCGCAACGAGCAGCGUCGCAAGUAUAUGGGAAGCGAGGAAUUUAGCUGGGAAGAAAUGCGCAUUGCCCUGAGAGAUCCGAAACUGUAUUUCAGCGGCGUCAUCCAGUUCUGUCAGGAUAUUCUCCUGUACGGAUUCAGCACUUUCUUACCCACUAUUCUCGGCGGCAUGGGCUACAGCUCCCUCAUGAGUAAUGUCUUGACCGUUCCAGUCUAUGUCUGGGCUGCUAUAGUUGCUAUUGCGGUUGCAGUCUGGUCCGACCGAAAGUCGAGCUUUGCAUUGGCCAUUUUCGCCGCGAAUAUCUUCGGCUUUGUCGGUUAUAUUCUUCUCCUCGCUGUUGGGAACACCGCUGUUCAAUACUUCGCCACUUUCCUGAUCGGUGUUACUACCUAUACAUCUGUCAGUCUUAACGUUGCUUGGCUGAAUGUGAACACUGCCCCGCAAUAUCGCCGUGCCCUAGAGAUUGGUCUCCAACAGACAAUGGGCAACUGUGCCGGUAUUGUGGCGGGCCAAGUGUAUCGCACCAAGCCAUACGUACUUGGCAACGCCUUCUCCUUGGGAUCCCUCGUAUUAGCACAAUUCACGGUGACUGGGUUUGCCUAUUACUUGCGGCGGGAGAAUAAAAUGAAGGACCAAAUUCUUAAUGGUGAGAAGGAAGAGACUCGACGGGUUCAAACCGGUGAUGGAGCACUGGACUUCAAAUAUAUUUACUAG
This is a messenger RNA of Penicillium paradoxum, 1476 nucleotides long. RefSeq lists its product as uncharacterized. The record is from RefSeq and is a predicted model, not a curated record. The transcript has 4 exons. Gene Ontology annotation, cellular component: membrane. Gene Ontology annotation, biological process: transmembrane transport. Bases 1 to 1476 code for a protein of 491 amino acids. Gene Ontology annotation, molecular function: transmembrane transporter activity. NCBI's taxonomy places the organism in Eukaryota, Fungi, Ascomycota, Eurotiomycetes, Eurotiales, Aspergillaceae.